This is a messenger RNA of Manihot esculenta (cassava), 4031 nucleotides long. Its product is annotated as protein unc-13 homolog. The record is from RefSeq and is a predicted model, not a curated record. The transcript is spliced from 26 exons. NCBI's taxonomy places the organism in Eukaryota, Viridiplantae, Streptophyta, Magnoliopsida, Malpighiales, Euphorbiaceae. Bases 205 to 3669 code for a protein of 1154 amino acids.
AUGUUAAUCCCUACUCAGAGUUUAAAAUACUCCACAUGAAGGAAUCUUCUACUCUCUGAAAAAACAUGUCGUCUUUACCGUCGGCUUUUCGCGCGCCCCGAGAUGCACUUUUCCUUUUCUUUAAUCACUAAAGCAUUCCCACUCCAAAGCCCUCUAAGAAAGAAAGCAUCUCUCUCCCAAGCUGCAGCUUAAUUUCAAGUAUAGAUGGAGCACACAGCUCUUUUGCACCGUUACCGUCGUGAUCGCCGGAAACUCUUGGAGUUUCUUUUAUCUUCUGGUUUGAUCAAGGAGCUCCGAACUCCAUCCGGUCCCACCAAUUCUCUCUCUAAUAUUGAUUUCGAUACUCUCAGCGCCGAUUAUAUCCUCCUCUGCCUGAAAUCAGGUGGAGUUAUCGAUGUUACUGAAGCGACUAAGAAGUACUCAGACGAAUCUGCAUAUCCUGUCACGAGUCAUUCACAUACAAGGAACUCCUAUUUUCUUGUUUCUGAUCCAGAUUUUUCUGGAUCUCCUCCUAGGCGUGUGCCUCCUCCAAUUUCUGUUCGCCAAACCACUAAUGCUGCCCAAUCAUCUAGUCAAAUGGAAAGUUCAGAUGUUGAGAAUGCCGCAGCAUUUGGGGAUGAUCAUAGUCCUAGAUAUAAAAAUGCACCUAUUAGGCCUUCACAAAAUCCAGAAAUUCCUGCACUUGGUUUACCUAGUCUGAGCACAGGAUUGUCUGAGGAUGACUUGCGGGAAUCAGCCUAUGAGUUACUGCUUGCUUCUAUAUUUUUGUCUGGGGUUCAAGGUAAUUCAGUUGACGAUAGAAAGAAAGAAAAGAGUUCCAAAUUUUUAUCUAGCUUGAAAAGUAAAAGGGACAAGCUUUCACAAUCACAGUCUUUAGGAAGACACUCAGAGCUCAUGGACACUGUCCGUGUUCAGAUGCAGAUUUCAGAAGCCAUGGAUGCUUGCAUUAGGCGAAAUUUGAUGCAGGUGGCAGCAAGGAGAAUUUAUGGACAAAUUGACCUUCCCCACAUCUCACUGGUCCUUUUGAAUGGUAUUUUCAAGUCUGAUUUUCGUAGUGAAAAGUCUUAUAUCCAAUGGAAGAACAGGCAGGCCAAUAUAUUAGAAGAAUUUAUUUGUUUUCCUGCUAAUGUCAAGAAAACUGAACAUCUAACUAUUAGAAGCCAUGCUGCAAAGAUCAGACAUGAGAAGGAAUGGGACACUGUAAUGUCGCCUUCUGAGCGUGUUGCAGUUCUAGCAUCUAUUAGACAAGUUGCUGUAAAUUUGUCAUCUCUGCCUGGGCGAUUUGGCAUUCAAGGUGAAACCUUUUAUUGGACUGCCGGCUAUCACUUGAAUAUAAGACUUUAUCAAAAACUACUUUUUGCUGUCUUUGAUGUUCUUGAUGAAGGCCAAUUUAUAGAGGAAGCCGAUGAAGUCUUAUCACUUAUAAAAUUAACCUGGUCUACUUUAGGCAUCACCCAGAAAAUGCAUAAUGCAUUAUAUGCAUGGGUCCUUUUUCGACAGUUUGUGGAGACAAAUGAGGGUAUGCUUUUAGAAAAUGCAGUUACUGAGUUGCAGAAAGUUCUAACUGCUGAAGAAGCUGAUGGGAAGGAGGAGCAGUAUAUGAACUGUGUAAUAUGUUCAAGGCAAUAUGAUGGGCAUGAACUAAAGUUAAAUUUGGUGCAGGCUAUUUGUGUCUCAAUAAGCAUUUGGUGUGACAGUACACUGCUAGAUUAUCAUCUGCAUUUCAGUCAGCAGAAACCUUCUUGCUUCAGAACAAUGAUGGCCCUGGUGACGGCAGUUGGAAUACUUACUUCUGAUGAUUGUGGUGAAGUUAAGGUUAGAUCUAGCUGCAGUUUAACAAAAUUCAGUGCUUCAAAUGAUAAUGUUUCUAGCAAGCUUAAAUAUUAUGUCACGAGGUCUACUAAUGCUGCAUAUGGGCGGGUUGCAAAUAAAGUUGAUCUUGAAUCUAAAGUACAAAGGAUGCAUCCAUUGGCUAUGCUCGCUGAGGAAGUAAAGUUGAUUGCUGAAAGAGAGUUCAAUGUCUUUUGGCCAGUGUUACAUCAAUGGUGUCCUGAGUCCUUGAUGAUGUCAGUUGUCAUUUUGCACCAAUCUUAUGGGGAAAGACUGAGACCUUUCCUUAAGCAAUUGUCAUCUCUUUCUGAAGAUGUUAGGUCAGUUCUUCCUUCUGCUGAAAUGUUGGAUCAUUAUUUGACUGAGCUACAUGGUACUGCUCUGGAAGCAAAUAGGUUGCUUCUUUCUUCCUGUCAAGUUUUAGAUCAUUAUCAGAUUGGAGAAGUUUCCACACCUCUCAUUCUUGAUUGGGUAAUAUCUCAGCACACUCAUAUUUUGGAAUGGACUGGGCGCGCUUUUGAUAUUGAGGAUUGGGAGCCUUUAUCAUUUCAUCAACGACAGGCAGCAUCUAUAGUUGAAGUUUUUAGAAUUGUAGAAGAGACUGUGGAUCAAUUCUUUGGCUUCAAUCUCCCGAUGGAUAUUACCCAUCUACAAGCUCUAUUAUCUGUAAUUUUUCAUAGUCUGGACACAUAUUUGUUGAAAAUGCUCAACCGGUUAGUUGACAAGAAUCAUCUCUAUCCAUCUGCUCCUCCUUUAACUCGUUACACGGAGACUGUUAUUUCAGUAAUUAAGAAAAGGCUGCUCGAGUGUGCACCAAUGGAUGACGAUGUGAUCUGCAAGUUGAAUGAGCUGACAAUACCAAAACUCUGCAUUAGGUUGAAUACUCUUCAAUAUAUUCAGAAACAGAUUGGCAUUUUGGAAGAUGGGAUUAGAAAAUCUUGGGCCCUGGUCAGGCCAUCUCAUAACCCAAGAUGGACAAGAGAUGAGCCCCUAGAGGAGUCUAGUUUGCUAACUUGCAGCGAAGCUAUUGACGCACUAUUUGCAACCACAUUUAGCAUCAUCAAGGAUACUGCAGGAGAUGCUAUCAACAAAAUUUGUGCCUUCACUGGAGCAAGAGUUGUAUUCUGGGACCUGAGAAACACAUUCCUGUUUCAUUUAUAUCGUGGAGAUGUUGCAAGUUCUCGUUUGGAAAGCUUUCUUCCUCAUGUUGAUACUGUCCUUGAUCUCAUUUGUGGAUUAAUUGAUGAUAGUCUCAGAGACCUUCUGGUGUUAAGCAUCUUUCGAGCAUUGUUGGAAGGCUAUGUUUGGGUAUUGUUGGAUGGAGGUCCUUCUCGUGCCUUUUCUGAUUCAGAUGUUUCUGCUAUAGAAGAUGACUUCAAUAUGUUGAAGGAUUUCUUUAUAGCUGGUGGAGAAGGCCUUCCUCGUUCAUUAGUUGAGCAAGAAGCAAAAUUCAGUCAACAGAUACUUGGUUUAUUUUCCCUGCAGACUGAAACAGUUAUUAAAUUGUUGAUGAAUGCAAGUGAGCAUAUCUCAGUGGGAUUGGAUUUUAAUAAGCGUCCUCAUAUGCAUUUGGAAGAUGCCCACACUUUAAUACGAGUCUUGUGCCACAAGAAAGACAGGGAGGCUUCCAAGUUCCUAAAACUGCAGUAUCAGCUUCCCAUGUCUUCAGAGUACGAUGACACUCCAGCUCGGGAUUCAACUACGAGAUCACCUCUUAUAUCAGAUCUCCUUAAGCGAAGUUAUUCAACUAAUUGGACCAAAAAGGGUCACAGCAGUUUCAAAUCAAUAAAGAAAAAACUUCAAGGAGCAACAUCUGAGAUCAGGAAUGUAGCUCGGUAAUAAUCUUGCAACAUGGGCAAUGCAUCUUGAAUUCUUAUAUAAAGAACAUGUUGGAAUUUGUCCUUGCAGCAGAAACAGCGAUCAAAAAGCAUUCUCCGUAAGCCAAUUUUCCUCCUGUAAAUGCAAAUUCAUGAUUCAGCCAGUCCCUUGGUAUGUCUUCAUGUAUUUAUAGACGAGAUAGACAAAAUUAGUGAGAAGGCUAGCCGGCAGUUCUAGCAACGAGAAUUAGUUUUUGCAGCGACUCCCUCGCAUUCUUUAUACAAAAUGUGUACAGAAUUUUAAGCUGUUGGAUUAUGUGUGCACAAAAUCUUCAAAAAUAUGUGCACAUGAGAAUGGAUGGAAUGAAUUGGUUUCCUUUUUUA